AUGAGCAGUAUAAAUACGAUGUUAAAAAAAUUGCGAAAAAAGUUCACGGCCGACGCGGGAAAAACCCCAGAGGAAGCGAAAACGGGGGUGACGCAGCCCUGGCGGCUAGACGUCGGUGUGCACCCCCCUGCUCUCCCUUUCAAGGUCGGCGCGGGUGGGAGCCCAGCGAGAGAGGGACAGCCAUAUCUGCCCCCGGGAAAGUGCAAGCGAAUGCGCGAGAGAAAAUCAAUCUUGCACGGGGCGAGGGGGGCGGCUGGAAAC
Iphiclides podalirius (scarce swallowtail) is the source of this 261-nucleotide messenger RNA. Lineage: Eukaryota; Metazoa; Arthropoda; Insecta; Lepidoptera; Papilionidae. The record is from the annotation of a GenBank genome assembly.